This is a messenger RNA of Synchytrium microbalum, 3543 nucleotides long. RefSeq lists its product as uncharacterized. Gene Ontology annotation, cellular component: nuclear pore outer ring. The record is from RefSeq and is a predicted model, not a curated record. Gene Ontology annotation, molecular function: structural constituent of nuclear pore; protein binding. Bases 1 to 3543 code for a protein of 1180 amino acids. Lineage: Eukaryota; Fungi; Chytridiomycota; Chytridiomycetes; Synchytriales; Synchytriaceae. The transcript is spliced from 24 exons. Gene Ontology annotation, biological process: transcription-dependent tethering of RNA polymerase II gene DNA at nuclear periphery; poly(A)+ mRNA export from nucleus; protein import into nucleus.
AUGUUUCAGGGCACUCCAGCAGUCAAGAGAGUAGCAAUUCCUCAGACGCCAGUCAUUGGAAUACAGCAGACUCCCUAUUAUACACCAGCUGCAGCCAUACAACCAUACUUGCAACCAAUCCCACAACAAUCAUCACACUUAGCUCAUCCAAUCUCAUCUUACUUGCUAAAGGGCGAUUCCCUAGCUAUUUCCAGUACUGGCCAGAUACCCGAUGAUGUUUUAAAUUCGAUCAAAUCAGUUCCUUUGGAUUCAAUAACAGCUGCAAUCGAAAAAAGGAAUGCGUUUGUCGCUCUCGCUAUUCCUGAUCGAUGUUUCGUAUUCGGUUGGAGACAGAAAGCACCAAGCAAAGUCGACACUCUACCAUUACAAGCCUAUGCUGGCACACGCUUCGUGACUCUAAUACCAUCAGAAGCACGAAUGGGAUUAUUGGUUGCUUCUGAUAGUGGUGUUUUGCGAAUGUGGGACAACAUCGCCUUCUCUCAAGAGUUCUUGGAAGCUCAGAUACCACUGUCUACUGAUGAAGUGGGAACGUGUAUGAGUCAAUGCGAGCCUGCUGGAUUUGUAUUCGGAACAAACAAAGGCCUCUUGUACAAAAUCUCACUUAUACGAGCCGCUGGAACUGCGCCAACCUUGAUUACACGUGCAUUUACUCGACCCGUAGCAUGGUUUGAUAAGGCUGCUCGAAUGUUUGCCGCUGGUGUCGCUCAUUAUGGUGGUAAACCUUCAUCAGAACCAGUGCCAGCAACAGCAGCAGAUGCUUUCAGCAAGGGCAUUGUGUCAAUCGCACCUGUAGUUAGGACAGAUGCUAGACAGACAAGAGACGUGUACGUUUUGACGAAAACCAAUCUUGAAAAGUGGAGUGUAGCAAAAGAGGCCAGGGAUGAAAUGAUUUCGGAUCAGGAAUUUCUCCGACUUGUUACAGCUUGCAUUGCUCGAGAUGGAGAUGUGAUGGAUUCUGAUGUCUCUACUGAGUUACAUGAUAUGGAAUGUCUCAAGGAUGGAGACUUUGUGAUUUUAGUGUCUGCUCGAGUCCAGAAUGGACCUUUAUCGCCCUUAUUAAUAGUCGCUAGUGUCAGUGAAGAUGGAUCAAUCUACGUCAAGGAUGUCAAGAAUCUGUUUGGCGCUCCAACGGGUCCAUAUUCCUCACCACCUCGACUGGCUGUCUCCAAUGGUGGUCCUGGCGUGUUUGCAGUCUUUCACAAUGCUAUAGUGGCUACGGUAAUUCACAAAAACGGAUUCUUCCAAGAGCUCGUCAAGCUUCGUGAUCCAAACGUGGAUCGCCUACUCGCUGUAGGAAUGGACCUACCUUCUUUAUCCUCCAAUUUGAGAGAUACAGAGCCCGUCAGCAACAUUGUCUGUCUAUGUGCCCAGUCUAGUAUAUUAUCUGUGGAGAUGUUUACCAGCAAAAUUGUAGCUAGACAAUCUGGAAGCGUUGCUAGUGAAAUGCCGGAAGUUGAUCAGUCUCUCAUGACCAAACGUCUACGCUCAGAGAUAGAGCAAGCUCUGUUUUUUGGAGCCGACAAUGAUGCUUCCAAUCUGAUCUCGUAUGUAGAUUUUAAUGAAACUCAAGGAAGCGUAGAACAAGCUGCUCUGGACAUCAGCAAUUCAAUCCUAGAUGGAUCGUGUACGUAUAUACCUUCUGUCUUGACAGAACUUCGAACUCAGCUUGUUGAAAGGCUCCAUCGCAUACAAAAGCUCAUUGACAUUAUACAUGCCAAAUCAGGAUUGCAUCAGAUUUCUCAACAUGGUCGAUAUCUCCUAUGUUUCAAUGCUGAAAAGAUUACAGUUUCCGUGCACCUUUACAACUUCCAAAACAAUCUGGCCGAAACAUCUAGCUCCCAAGUACCCUCUCUAUUGACUCAAGCAAUGGAAAGAGUUAUCAAGUUGCGUCCUAGGCACGAAGAGACUGACUAUCGAAGAGCAUUCUAUCGAUAUGAGAUUGGAAACAUAGCUCAACUUCUCUACCAAAUACACAAUCUCAUCGUUCCUGAUCCUGGAGACGGUGUCAAUCCUCAGCAAAUCGCAAACGUUUUAGAAGCCAACAAUGUUAUUCAUCUUCUACUUUCAAACGCUCAUGCGUAUCGUCAAGCACAUGCUCAAUUAUAUGACCUCGAUUUAUCCCGUCCACCUUUGGAAUCAUGGACUGCUACCAACGACAUACAAGGAACAUUACAAGCUCAAUUCGAAACUACCAAAUCAAUAAUCUUAAUGUUGGAUCGAUCUGGAAUACCGCUUCAAAUGCCUAAUAUCGCUACACCGCCAUCACCAGAAACAUCACCUGUCGCUAGACUCAAACGUCAAGUUGUCAAAUUGGCUGAUUUGAUUUAUUCGGCGACGAGGUCGCAACUGUUGUACUUGCGUUCCAAGCAAAAUGCUUCACGAGAUGACACGUCCAGAAUGGACCGCGUUUCAGAGAUCCAUUUGGGUGUCAUAUACGCUCUGUUUGACGUUGGAUGUGACGAUGAUGCCUACAGAUUGAGUGAAAAAUAUGAAGACGUACAAACAUUGGCUGAUUUAUGUGUGCGUCGUCCAGACGCCCAAAAUCGUAUUCCAUUCUAUAUUGAUAAGUUUGGAGAAGUAUUCACUCGAGUCUUGUAUCGCUUGUACCUCGUUGAAGGAUUGUGGAAGCAACUACUAAAUCAAGAUCAACGAUACGAUGAAUACGUCACCAAAUUUUUGAAUAGAGAGAAUGUGCCUUGGUUUUCAUGGAUUCAGGAUGUGAGGACCCGGUCAUAUGCUGAGGCUGGUUACAAAUUGGAGAGUGCUGCUGCGACCGAAACGUCUUUGAGCAAAAAAUCGUUGGCACUGAGCAUGAGUUUCUUGGCUCUCGUUUCCAACAUGCCCACAUCAGACAAGGAGGUGGUGACAGUCAACAGUCGCAUAUCAGAAGUGGAAGUACUCCUUAAACUCAACGCUCUUUCAGCAGCUCUCGCAAAUUCGUUGGAAGCAGGCAUCCCCCAGCAGACACAAGCACAUCUCAAUCGACUCUCACAGGAAAGACCAGCCAUGGUCUCAUUAUAUCGUACUAUUGUUGAUCGGGUGGUUACUGAUGGACAAAUAUCAUUCGAUGAUUGUGUGGAUAUUCUUACAUUGACACCAGAUGGUGAUUUCGUGACUGCUAUGGAAGUUGCUCUUGAGAUGUUUGCUGUUCCAAGUCUGAGGUCAGACACUCUCAUCAAGACAAUAUGGAGGAGGGCAUGGUUAAAUGACCGAUGGGCUUUGUUUGUGAAAUCCUUGGAGACUCCUGGCGCAGGACACAGUGACGCAGAUAUGACGAGGCAAUUAAGAGGGUCUCAUGCUUAUCAGGUUCUCACAUGUAUCCGAUCGAGAGGUGAUGGCUUUGCCUCUUGCAUCAAACCUCCAUCCCAAGUCUUGUAUGAAAUGGGAGAAGGCAACAUUCAAUCCAGAACCGUUCGUCUUUCUCACGAAGAGCAAAGUCAGCUUGUAUUGGAUUACGAAAGUGAGAACAAGGCAUUGUACGAUUUACUGGAUAAUCAUCGUCUGCGUCAAGUAUUUGAUGAGAUGAGUAAAAUGGCGUUGUGA